GACACACAAAGGAAUUGAAUUCCGUUCCCAUCUUCCCCUCCGUCAUAAUCUCAUUUUUUAAAUCUAUAAAUACUAAGCACUGCUUACACUAAUCUCGAUUCCCACCCACUUCUUUCCUCUUUCUUAUUAACUUGGUCAAUUUUAUUGCUGUUCUUCCCCAAUUCAAACCCUAAAACUAUUCUAAAUCAUGCAAACCCUCUCCUUUCCUUGCAAUCCGCCGACGCCUUUGAAUUUCCGAUUCCAAUGUAGAGCUACUGUACAAUCGUUAUCUCCGCCGAUGCGCAAAUCCAGCAGCUUAUAUGAGGUUCUUCGUGUCAAUCGACACGCUUCCGCGGUGGAGAUUAAGGCGGCAUAUCGGAACUUAGCGAAGUUAUAUCACCCUGACGCUUCAUUUUCUCUGUCAUCGUCUUCGUCUUCGUCGUCGGACGGCGGUGAUUUCAUUCAGAUCCAUAACGCUUACGAAACACUCGCUGAUCCUGCUGCUCGAGCUUUAUACGAUUUGUCGUUAGGGUUUGGGAUCGGGAUUGGAAUUGGAGAUAGAAAUUCAAGAUCUCAAUAUGCAACAGCUUCUUCAUCUGCUUCUUCCAGCUCGUCGUUUCAUACUGUGGGUCGUCGCCCCACGCGAAGAUGGGAAACGGAUCAAUGUUGGUAGGCAUUGCUUUUUUAAUUAGGAUUUAAUUGUGAUUAGAAAGUAUUAGUAUCAUAAUUAGUAGGUAGUGUGAACUAUGAAGGAGUUUGUAGUAUGAAUUGCUCCUAUCAAAAUGUAAUGGUUGACAAAAAUAUGUAAAAAAACAAAAUUGAAAAUAUUUACUGUAUGUACAUUCUUCUCAA
Messenger RNA from Spinacia oleracea (spinach), 831 nucleotides. RefSeq names its product chaperone protein dnaJ 11, chloroplastic. The transcript has a single exon. Lineage: Eukaryota; Viridiplantae; Streptophyta; Magnoliopsida; Caryophyllales; Amaranthaceae. Bases 188 to 652 code for a protein of 154 amino acids. The record is from RefSeq and is a predicted model, not a curated record.